AUGUGCAACUUAAUUGCGUGUGUUUUUCUCUUGAUUAUAUCCGGCGCUAAUUUAUCGACGGUGCAUUCUUGGUACUGGGAUAUUGGAAAGACGGUACUCAUAGGGAAUAAUAUUACUGCGGCAGCGGAAGUCGUCGUGCCUCAGAACGAUUCUUCUGUAACCGAUCCGGCCAUAUCUCAAAACGUAUCGCUGUGGGAUACUACGGCAUACGACAGCGCGGCCACCGAGCUGAAUUACUGGCAGUUAGUGAAGAAACGGCACCGCGGCUAUUACCGACCGUCAAUCCAGACUAUCACCACCGUAGCGGAUUUCUGUGCCAGAAUGAAAGCCGGAAGCUACGGAAAUCCGCAUUAUGAGUGCGUUAUAUACCAUGUUUGCCAGUCGGACGGAGAUAUCGUACGAUAUGACACUUUGCCAUGCCCACAAGGUCUCAAAUUUAAUGAUCGGGUUGGCGUCUGCGACUGGCCGUAUAAUGUUGACGAUCAGUGCAACGCCGUCAAGAAAUCGAUGGUAUACCGCCGCGGGGAGGCACAUUUUGUCAAACCACUGAAUGACACCAUCCAACUGGACAUCCGCUUCCACGAAGGAGCGGAUAUCAAUAGAUUUUCCCGCCAAUCGUACCACAUGUUCGCGGAGGCACGGAUGCGGAACCGGAUCGACAGGGUCCCGUUCUACUUCCGCCAGCAAACCCGGCUGAAACAGGCACCGACCACCCGGCAGGCGCUGCCGUAUUUCGAAAUUGCAUACCCGGCGUAUUUAGGGUAUAAAAAAGUGAGAAGGUUUGGUGUGUCGCCUUAGUCGUACGUGUGCAUAAAUUAUUUGUAUUUUUAUGGAUACUCGUGUCAGUCGUGUGUAACUACUUGUAUAAUAUAUU
Molecule: messenger RNA, 874 nt
Organism: Paramacrobiotus metropolitanus
Lineage: Eukaryota; Metazoa; Tardigrada; Eutardigrada; Parachela; Macrobiotidae
Exons: 4
Coding region: 1-798 (265 amino acids)
Cellular component (GO): extracellular region
Molecular function (GO): chitin binding
Source: RefSeq, a predicted model, not a curated record